AUGGGUACAAACGCGCGCUUCUCGCUGCGGUGUGUAGGAUCGCUGUGUGGCUGCAGGGGGUACAAUGUCUACAUCCGUGUCUUUUACGCCAUCGUGGGGAUGGUGUACACCGCAGUAGGUUGCAUUGCGCUGCUCACGUAUGCGAUGCGCAAGCAGGAGCAUUCUCGUACACUGAUGCGCUUCGCAAGGGUUUUACAGCUGGUGACGGAGGUGGUCUUCACGCUGGCUUACAUGUCUGUGUUCGACUACAUGCUCUUUCUUUUCAAAUGCGAAUUCUCGUCCCAUGGCGCACAUCCGCAUGCGUACUUCAAACACGUGGAAUGUUCCGAGACCCCCCAUUUGAUCCACAUGACGGUGGCCGGUGUGACUGCGGUGGUCUUCUUUUGCAGCACGGGGCUCAUGCUGGUGGCGGGUUGCGAUCUGAGCCCGGUGGGCCGAGGGGUGAUGGCCUCACCCGCCGCCGUCACUCGGCUGAAGGUGCUGAUGCUCAAGGCUCUCUACGUCAUCGUCAUUAAUACCAUGGCCUCCGUACCCAAGCCCCAAGCGGUGGCGGUGCUGGCAGCUGCUGCGGCAAUCACCUUCUUCAAUUUCACACGGCUGCCCUUCCUGCGCACCUACAUCAACUACUUUUGGGUGGGUGGCUGGACAGCGGUGUCGUACACAUGCGGCGUGUACUGCUAUUUCAUGUUCCAUAAGGACCGGCGGACGCAACACGUGCAGCAUGAGAUGGUCAAGCUCGUCCUGUACGGCGUCUUUCCGGCAGCCGCCGCCGGCACGGCUGCGACGGUGUUGUGGCUACGUUACUGCAUGUACCCCACCAGGAAGUUCGUCAAUUUGGAGCCCCUGGUGAAGCUGAAGAAGGUUCACCAGUUUGCAUCUCCAGAGGAUGUGGAGGUGGUUGCUCGCAGCAUGAGGCGGUUCGACAUUGACGGGAUCGUUCUGGAGGAAACGGCCCUGGUCGGGGAGACCAUUAUAAAGUGCGGCAUGGCUGUGUUUCCCGGCCACGUGGGCCUCCUGAUUCUGUACGCCAACUUCCUGAUGGAGGUCAAGAGGGACGGACCCGCGGCCCGGACACAGCUGCAGCUGGCGCUCAAAGCGGGGCCAAGCCUGGUUCAGCGCUACCAGAUCUUCAGCACCAUCGAGAACAGCAAGCGGCUCAAGGACGGUCAGGAGGGGCAGCUGGACCUGCAGAGCUACGUGGAGGCUGUGAUCCGCAUGCACAAGGCCGCACUGACACGUCAGCGCGAGUUCUGGCAGCUGCUGCAACGCAGCUCCGUACGGGUGUCGGCCAUUGAGGCGCAUGUACGGGAGAUGGACGAGACAGCGGAUACGGCACACCAAGUGUAUAAGAGGGUUCUCGAGCGCUACCCGCACAACGGCAAGCUGCUCCGCUGUUACGGCAAGUUCCUGGAAGACGUACGGAAUGACCCGGUGGCGGCGGCUCGGGUUUACACGGAGGCGGCGCGGAACGGAGGCGGCGAUGGGUUGCUUUCCCUGGAUCUGCAGAUUACCGGCAGCGACAAGCCCGAGUUCCUAGCUUCCAUGGACCUCCACGACGAUGCGUGUAUCGUUAUCAAUGCCGAGGGGAAGAUACUCAUGGUCAAUGCGUGCGUUACACCGCUCCUGGGUUACCCAAAGACCGAAUUGGAGGGUGCCAACGUUUCCAUAAUCAUGCCGCAGCCCUUCUCAGGCCGCCACCCCAGCUACCUCAGCCGAUAUGUGCAGGGCGGUGAGCCUCACAUCCUGGACACGGUCAGAGACGUGGUGGCGCUACACAAGGAGCGCCACGUGUUUCCCCUUCAGAUCUGUGUGACCAAGCUUUCCGGGGUGGGCACCGACGCCAUCUUCCUGGGCCUCCUGCGUCCCCAGCCUCUGGACAGCCGCAACAUGCGGGCCUGGGUGGCGCCCAACGGCGUCAUCCUGUGCACUGACCCGCAGUUCUCAAGUCUGACCGGGCUGCUGGGGGAGGAAAUGGUGGGUCGCAACAUCCAGACCUUGUGUACGGACAUGGCGGCAGUGGAGGCCCUCCUGGAGCUGUGCAAGGAGGCGCCGUACGAGGCGCUGGGGGAUGAGCACCUGCCGCCCGUGUUGGUGGAGAUCAAGGUGGCCCCGGGGGGCACCGACUCGCAGCGCAUCUUUGUGUUUAACGCCCGCCGCAUCGACGGCAUCGCGGACGGGUUGAUGGUGGUGGACACCCGCGGCACACUCAGCUUCGCGACCUGGGACGUGGCCGCCAUGCUGGGCUACCCGCUCAAGAAGUUCCUGAAGAUGAAGCUGGAUCAGCUGCUCCCGCAACCAUUUGCGAGCAUGCACACCAAGUACCUCAGGGACCACCCCAUCAUCAUUCCCCCCACCAGCUGCCGGGCCGGGCGCCUGGUGCAGCUCGUGAACAGCAACGGCGCUCAGGUACCCGUGCGGCUGCAAGUAACCGGUCAGGACGACUCCAUGACGGGGAAGACAAAUUACAUAGUGCAGGUUCGCAAGAUGGACACCUCGUCACCAGCUAUGUUCGCCGACCGCCGCCUCGUGCUGCUUUGCACUACCGAUGGCCAGAUCCUCUCCGUCGACCACCCCGAAUCCACACUCUUCGGCUUCUCGGCCUCGGCCUGCGUGGGUUCGCAUCUCGCCGACUGCAUUGAUGUUUUUUCGGAGUGGCGCACCAAGGCAGGCACCCAUCAGAUGGAACUGCUGCUGCUAAGUAUGCUAGACCGCGAGAUGGAGAUGCCGGGUACCAGUUGGCGUGUCAAGGUGCACAGCCCCGAAACCACGGAGGAGCGGUUGCUGCCGAGCAUCGAUCCCAGGUCCCCGUCACGUCACCUCGUGGGCCGCAGCGCCUGCUUGCAAACUGAGCUGGUGGAUGCUGCGGAGUACAGCGACCUGUCCGCGGAUGUGGUGGGCACAUUGACCAAGAUUAUUCUGUGGCGCCGUGACCUGCUGACGGGUGUCGUGGAGUUGGACCAUAGGUUGGUCAUUCGGAAGGCGGAUGUCAGCACGGGCCUUAUCGUUGGAUUGCCACCCACCACUUUGCUGCGCACGCCGCUGCACAGCUGGGAGGAGCUCAUGCUGCAUGAUAAGCACAAGAAGAAGAAGAGCGCUAUGAAGGGGGGCGGAGCCGGGUCUGUGGUGUCCGUACAGCGGGCCUUUGAAGGCGCUCACCCCGACGGGGGGACCAUGAAAGUCUUCAUGCAGGGCGUCAAUGGCGGCGGGACGAGCCGUAUCCACGUCACGCUUCACCCCGACACCACUUUCCAGGGCGCUAGGGCGAACAUCUACCGGGCGUUGGGCCUGGAGGCGCUCAUGCAGCAGCAACACCAGCAGCAACAUCAGGCCAAGGCUGCGGCGACAACGACAAUGGCGACCACCACUACAGAUGCCAAGGCCUCAGUCCAAGACACAGGCCGCAGCGGCCGCGGAGACAGCAACAGGGCCGCCGCCGCCGCCGCCGCCGCCUCGACGCAGCGAGACGUCGGGUCGGCGGCUGGGGCAGCAGCAUCCGGAGGACCUUCAGCUGCAGAAGUAUUGGGAGGAGGCGGGAUCCGCGGUGCAGCGGCACUUAGCGGCGGCGGAGGAGGCGGUGAACAACGGGGCAGUCCGAGCCAGGUCGCCAAGAGGGUUGGAGGAGGAGGCGGGCCAGGGGGGCCGGGUGGAAGUCCCGGGGCCGCUUCUGGUGCGGCAAAUGGCAAUGAGCCGCGAAAUGAGGAGGUCAAGGACAAGGGCACCGCUGCCAUCCCCAAUGCCGACGGAGAAGAGGUGUCUUCCUCCUCCCAUGAUGAUGAUGGCGAGGAGGAGGAGGAGAAGCGGCAGCGGCAGCGGGAGGGGGAGGGGGAGGCGGAGGGGGAGUGGCCCGUGCGUGAUGGCGCCAGCUGGGACCAGCGGAGUGAGGAGAGACCGGACCGGGAAGCCAGUGUGAGCUCUGGAGGGGAGGGCAGCCUGCGGGAGGGAGGAGGCUGUGGCGGCGAGGACGAGGAUGACGAGGGCAACGGUGACCCCGGGCACCUGCACAAGAUUGCCCACAACCAGUCAGAGUUCGUGGCUCAGUGGGUUCGUACACUCGCCAAGCAAAUGAGCAGUCAAAUACAAAACGAUCCGGCGGCGGAUCGUGACGUCAUCCCGCUCUCCCGCCAAGCUACACUCAGCCUCAGCGGCGGCGGGGCAGCGGCAAGCGGCCCAGGCGCCGCCGCUGCUGUCUUACGUCGCCGUACUAACGACGGCUUGCCGCCCCCGCCGGGGCGUCGUACCAGCAAUGCAGGCGGUAGCUCGGUCGCGGGUGCAGUGAGUAUGGAUGGCGGUGGGGCCGGCGGUGCCGGCCGGCCGUCGUCCACAAACGCAAAUCUCAACGGUUCUAACGGCUUGCACUGGGCCUUGAUGGAUCGAGGAUCUACCAUGAUGCGCAGCAGCCGCAGGAAGCUGGAUCUGGAUCCUGUGAAUGAGGAUGAGGAUGAGGAGGGGAAAGGGGAGGGGGAGGGGGAGCCCGGCGGCGAGUCCGAGGACAACAUUGACGGUGCCAGCAGUCAGGGCGAUGACGACGACGGCGCCAGUCAGGGUCGGAGCAGCGGGGCAGGGGGGGCGUUCACGGAUGCGUCCUCCGCAAUGGAUGUGGACCUAGCUGCGGAUGCACGGAGGGCCAGGCUGCUCAAGAGGCUUUGCAAGUUGUUCGGCGGCCCUCAGCUCACAGGUCCGCUGCUGCGGAUGCGCGUCCACACCUGGCUACUGCUGGCGGCCAUGCUGGCAACACACGUGGUUAUGUACGUCAUCCUCAUCGGCAUCAUCGACCGCCAGUUUGCCAACGUGCGAGAGGUUCAUCGUCUGGCGCUGGCUGCGGACCGCGGUCAGCUGGCCACCAUCAAGGCAGCUGCGGCGGAGUUUUGCUCCCGGCCCGGUGUAGCUCCUGUGAGUGUGUGCGAGGCCCCCCUGACCAGCACCCUCUCCGACCUGCGGGCGGCGCUGGAUGACCUGGAGAGCUACCAUCAGGGCACGUACCUGGGCUCGGGCUCUCUCCCCAGGAAGAUCAAGGAACCCACCGCCUACUACUUGUGGACCAGUGCCACGGGGACGUACAAGGCGUACUUCGACACGCAACCGCCCACGUGGGUCAACGAGACGGCGGGUGUGUGGCAGUUGGGCAACCGCUUCAUUGCGACUGCACGGGAGAUCUUGUACUACGGGCUGAAGGCGGGAGGCCAGAUAGCGGAUCACCGUGCGUUCAAGUUCGUGAUUGCCAACGGGCCCUGGGCUGUCUUCGCGGGCUACACGGCCGGUCUGGACUACCUGGUCAGCUACGCUUGGGGGGAGGUGGAGAAGGUGCAGCGAGCUCUGAUUAUCAUGCUUGCCGUGGAGGCGGCAGGCGUACAGCUCGCCUGCAUUGUGUACGAGCUCGUCCUCCUCCGUACAGUCGAACAAGUCCGCAGCGGUGGCCUGCUCACCAGCCUGGCCAUCCCGGGGCCUAUGCUGCGAGUUCUAGCUAGCCGGCCCAUCGUUGUCGUAGAGGACAGUGACGAUGAGGACGGCGAGGAAGACGACGCCGCGGCUGACGGGUCCAUGGACAUGGCCGUACCGCCCCCUGGUGCCGUACUCCUUGGCGGCGCCAUGCCGUACGACUACUCGAACGCUACCCACCACCUCUCAAAUCAGGAUGUCGACCCCUCUCUGCGCUUUGGCCCCUCGGGCGUCGUACUGCCAUCGUCCGAAACACACCGUCCGGACAGCGGGAUUUCAGCAGGGUUUGGACCCACCAUCACCAACGGGCGUAGUGGUGGCGACGGGAUGCCAACCGGGGGCCGGCGGGGCUUCUCCGCUGGCGGCGGCGGCAGCAGUACAGGUGUCGUACGCAGCUCCAGGGGAGGUCGGCUUCACGUGAAUGGCAAGGAGUUGGUUCCUAGCUACCGAAACACGAUAAAGUUCAUGAUCCCCCUGUUGCUGUGGGAGGUGGCGCUGAUCGCCCUCGGCGCUGUGAGCUUCAUUCAGCUGAACGGCAUGCAGGGCCCUCUUGCCUCUCUCAAUAUGGCCUCACAUGUCAUAUAUCGAUACACACGAGUACGGAUGACGGCGUUCCUGCUGGUCACCAGCGGCCCCGGAACCAGCCAAAUGGCUUUCUACCGGAAUGUACUGCAAACGGAGCUGGUAAACCUGCAGAGCGAGUACGACACGCUGAUGUACGGCGGCCUGUCAAUAACGCAGGCCGGCAGUGUGUUUCAGAAGGCCGUCCCCGCCUCCACCUUCGAGAGCUCCUCCUUCGCGGGAAACUUCUUCACCGAGGAGAGGUGCUUUCGUUGGGACCAGAGCAAGUGCUACACACCGGACAGCCCCUACUACGAGGUGACCCAUCACGGUCUGGAUGUGAUGCUGAGACGUAUCAUCUCCGAAAUGACGUUGCUCGCGUCCGACGAUGACUUGGAUACCGUGUAUAACAGCACGCGUUACAAUACCAUGUACAUGAUCGGCACCAAGGACUUGUACGAGGGUCUCCAAAGCAGCGCGCAGCUGUUUGUGGAUUUUUCCAUUUCCCGCUACAACUCGAUCAAAGUGCUGCAAACGAUUUUGCUCGCCAUCACUGUCGUAUUCUUCCUGUCGUACGCGCUGCUGCUACUGCGCCCGUACACUGCCUCUGUCGAGCGCGAGGCGAUGCGGCUAGCAGGGCUGCUAAGCCACGUGCCCGCUGAGAUGGACGUUACGUCACACGUACGGCAAGUACUGCGUGCUCAUUUACGACAUGUACUGCAACGCAAGUCCCGACGUGCGACGGCGGGGUUCGGGGCCCGAGGGUUGGAGGCGGGUGGGGUGGGGUAUUUGGGGCCGAAUUCCCGGGUGCUGCCGUUGGAUCCGAGUGGUGGUGGUGGUGGUGGAGACGGUGUCAGGCGGCCCGGGAGUGGGUCGUCGUUCUUGAUGGCGACCGGCAAGAACUCACAAACAUAUGUCCUGACUGAGCUUGACCAUGAGGCCGCGCAGUUUCACGUGCAGCGAGGCUCCCAGCCGCCAGCAGCCGACAUGGCCCACCAGUCGCGCAUGUACCACGUCCUCGGCGUCCUCGGAGUCCUGCUGUACGCUCUGGGUGGUCCAGGACCUCUGCUGCCGCUCCUCGCCAUUCUGGGCUGA
This is a messenger RNA of Volvox carteri f. nagariensis, 7092 nucleotides long. RefSeq lists its product as uncharacterized. The transcript is spliced from 48 exons. The coding region runs from base 1 to 7092 and encodes 2363 amino acids. The record is from RefSeq and is a predicted model, not a curated record. NCBI's taxonomy places the organism in Eukaryota, Viridiplantae, Chlorophyta, Chlorophyceae, Chlamydomonadales, Volvocaceae.